Daldinia decipiens is the source of this 1504-nucleotide messenger RNA. RefSeq lists its product as uncharacterized. The record is from RefSeq and is a predicted model, not a curated record. Bases 297 to 1343 code for a protein of 348 amino acids. The transcript is spliced from 5 exons. Lineage: Eukaryota; Fungi; Ascomycota; Sordariomycetes; Xylariales; Hypoxylaceae.
AUCCAAUCAUAGGUAUUUCAACGUAUAACGGUAACAUUGGGGGCUGCAGAUCGACGUCUGUUGGUCAUCCUUCAACUCAUCCUUGACGAACAUGCAUCAAAAUUUGGUCUAAUAUGGCUACUCGUGGUAAGAUUAACAUGCUGUGCCCGGAUCUUGAUGAUACCUGGGGCACACCAUCUCGACACCCGGCGGAUUGAAAUACCUUUCCUUGGUAGCUAACAACUAACAUUCAAAUUCUGAAAUUCUGGAAUUCUGGAGAGGAGAUCUGAUCACGUCGUCAGUUUUCGUUCGUGAUAAUGGCUGUCCUCACAGCAAAUGCGCGCAAGAAUUUUAUCGCUUGCGUUGUUAUGUUGUCGUUGGCCACAAUAGCAGUUCUUAUGAGAUUCUUGAUUAAAUUCGUUCAUCAACAAAGACUGCAUGGUGCCGACUGGCUGUGUCUUGCGUCACUGGCAUUUUUAAUUGCAUACUGUUCUUUGGUUAUCAAUUUUAUCUUCAAUGUUUCUCUUUUCCACGCUUACGACAUCUAUUUCAAAAUAUCGUUGCCCGAGCAGCUGACUGAGAUGGUGAAUCUCUUGAAGUACUCAUAUGCGACUGAGCUCCUAUUCACUUUCGUUAUCUCCUCAGUGAAACUCAGCAUCCUCUGGUUUUAUUAUGACUUAUUUGCUGUUAAUAAUCGCCUCCGAAUCUUGAUCCAAGUAACAGCCGCGGCCUGUACUCUCUGGUUCCUCGUCGCUACGUUUGUUCUGGCUUUCCAAUGCCAACCAGUCGAAGCAUUUUGGGAAAAGCUUAACCAAGCGCCUUGGUGUCUUGAUACUCCGCGUGUUCUUCUCGGAUACGAACUAACAAAUCUGUUCCUUGAUGCUACAGUCCUAUGCAUACCAAUUGUCACUAUAUCACGGUUGAAUCUCCCGACCUCAAAGAAGAUAUCAGUCCUCAGCAUUCUUCUGUUAGGUGCACUUGUGUGCAUUGCAAGUAUUAUCCGAUUGACAGCAAUCUGGAACCCGUCCGACAUUCUAAGAGGCUGGGAUUUUGGUUCCAUAGGGCUCUGGUCCACAAUACAGUUAGGCCUAGCAAUUGUCUGCAGUUGCCUACCUACGUUUGGCCCUCUUCUUCCCAUUCUCAAGCAACUUCGAUCCAUCCAGGGUUUGCGUGAGUUAUUGAAACUGCGGCUCUCAAACACCAGCAGCUUUAGUAGAACAUCAAAAGUUCCUGGUAUGGAACGCCCUUGGGCUAGGAUAAAGGGGGCUCAGCAUAAUGUAACUUCAAGAACCUGGGCAGAAGGUAAUAAUGACGGUUCAGAAGUUGCCCUUGAACCAAUAACCUUCAAGGAGGAUUCUGGUUAGUCACGAUAUAGAGGUAUCAUGAUAUGCAAGGGACGAGCGGGGUAGGGGUACAAGGACGGAUUUUGGUUAAAUUAUACCAGCCACUAUUAAUUCUGAACACCUACAUAGCCUGGGCACCAAUGCUCUUAGGAGAAGGUAGGUACCUCAUAUGGAUGUAUCUU